AUGGCAAGCACUGAUGAGGAGACUGGCUUAAAGAGUGGCGAGAAGAGUGAAGACCAGGACUUGGACCCUGACCGGGAUCCUGAGCUGAAGAAGAAUGGUGGCAGGUUCGACAGCAAGAAGGCCAUUUUGCAGGUCACCUGGAGGUUUCCGGUGGAUUUCAAGGAUCCUCUGAACAUCAUCGCGCUGAUUUACGGGUAUUUGCCCUUUGUCAUUCCAUUGGUGUUUUUCAUCGAUAUGGUCGUGGAGCGUUGUUUCAUCGCCUUCUAUGGUCUCGCCGUCUCGGGUGUUGUGACUUUGAUCAACGAGGUCAUCUUGAAGGAACUCUUGAAACAGCCACGCCCCUAUGGUUCCGCCAACCGAAAGUUCAACGAAAAGACGAAGAAAUGGGAGAUGAAGCCGGGAAUGCCUUCAGGGCACGUGCUGAAUGCCACCACAACUAUGGUUUGGUGUUUGCUGGAGGUGUCUUUGCGAGGGCCGGGCUUCGAUGAUCAUCCCUUUAUGACUGGCAAGCUCCUUCUGUUGAUUCUCAUAUGUAUGGCUCCGGUACCCUGGGCAAGGAUAUACAACCAGGACCACAGUCUGGCCCAGUGUACCGUCGCCGGUGUCCUGGGUGUCUUUGCAGGUCUGAUGGCCUAUUGGGUGAGAUACCACUACUUCCCCUUGCAGGCCGAGAAGGAAUGGUGCGUCUCCAAGUGGUGUCUGGUGAGUGGGUUACGAUGA
Cladocopium goreaui is the source of this 720-nucleotide messenger RNA. The record is from the annotation of a GenBank genome assembly. NCBI's taxonomy places the organism in Eukaryota, Dinophyceae, Suessiales, Symbiodiniaceae.